AUGUCCGUGUCUGCUGCUCAGCUGCUUCUUUCCCCGCUCUUCUUAGCCGCUGGCUUGUGGGCGUGGAAGUGGCUCUCAUGGCGCCGCAGAAAUCCUGCUGGUCUUCCUAUGCCCCCAGGUCCCAAAGGCAUGUCUCUCAAGGCGCGGAACUUCGAUCGAGGAUGGUAUCCUAUCAUUGGGAAUGUGCUGGACAUGCCUCAGAAAGCAACCUGGCUCACAUUCCGCGAGUGGGCGAAGCAGUACGGGGACAUCGUCUCGGUCGAUAUUUUGGGUACGAAGGUCGUUAUCAUGAACACGGCGAAGCCAGCAUAUGAUACAUUCGAGAAGCGUGGAGCAAUUUACAGCGAUAGGCCACGGAUGAUCUUCUUGAAGGAGCUAAUGGGCUGGGAUGUCAGUUUCACGGUCAUGGCGUACGGCGAUGACUGGAAGACGCACCGUCGGGUGUUCCACCAACACUUCAACCCAAGCGUAGUCUCGCAGUAUCUUCCCGUACAGAUCAAGCACGCCAGAGCAAUGCUGAGCAGGCUGCUCGAUGAUCCUAAGAGCCUAUACGAACAGUCCAAGUUUGUCACCGCAUCCAUCAUCCUCGACGUGACCUAUGGCAAGUCUAUUGCAGACCCGCAUGACGAGCUGGUGACACGCGCGGAGGAGGUUAUCCAGUAUGUCGCACUCGCAAGCGUACCCGGGUCUUUCUUGGUUGAUUUUUUGCCAAUAAUGAAGUACAUCCCGGAAUGGUUCCCUGGCGCCGGUUUCCAGCGUUGGGCUUCGAAAGGAAGACGUAUGGUAAACGAGAUGAUGGAGGGUCCUUGGGAGACAAUCAAGAAAGAGCUCCGUCUUGGUUCUGCGCAGGUGUGCUUUGCGAGCAAGUUGAUUGAGGAGCUUCCCGACGGUCCAGAGAGGGCGAAUAUGGAGCGUAUAUCGCGCAACGCAGCAGGCGUUACUUACGGAGCUGGGAACGAUUCGACAUCCGCUGCUGUGAGGAGUUGUUUCCUGGCCCUUGCUCUUCAUCCGCAAUUCCAGAAAAAGGCCCAAGAAGAGCUGGAUCGAGUUGUCGGCUCGAGCCGUCUUCCCGACUUUGAGGACAGGAAAAACUUGCCUUAUAUCAACGCUCUAUUGAAAGAGACCAUCCGCUGGACAGGCAUUGCCCCUCUCGGCAACCCACACGCUACCACUGCGGACGACGUCUAUAAUGGCUACUUCAUCCCGAAAGGCACUAUUGUCAUUGGAAACUCUUGGGCCAUGCAGCACAAUGAGGAGGACUAUCCGAACGCAGAUGCCUUCUUACCCGAUCGCUGGAUCAAAGAUGGACAGAUCGACCCCAACGUCAAGGAUCCUAUUGUGGCUUUCGGUUUCGGCAGGCGUCUCUGUCCUGGACGUUUCUUCUCGGAUAACACGCUUUUUGCUGUUAUUUCGAGCGUCCUGCAUGUAUUUAACAUCGUGCAGAGUGUCGAUGAGCAAGGAAAGCCAAUCCCGAUCCACAAUCAGCUCUUCGACUCGGGCUUUUUCAUCUUCCCUGAGCCCUUCCAAGUAACCAUGAAGCCGCGAUCACAGGAGGCUGUGAGACUAGUCCAUGACUCAGCAGAGUGAAGAGUUGGCCUAGCUGGUACCAUUCGUUAGUGUGGCUUUAGAGGGCAGCCAUGAAUCGCUCCAUCGAUUAAUAGAUUCCAUAGAGCCUGCAGUUCGUCUGAGAGUGAAAUAGCGCACGGAGAAGAGUCUGGUUUCGAGAGGUC
Postia placenta MAD-698-R-SB12 is the source of this 1730-nucleotide messenger RNA. RefSeq lists its product as hypothetical. The transcript is spliced from 17 exons. Lineage: Eukaryota; Fungi; Basidiomycota; Agaricomycetes; Polyporales; Adustoporiaceae. Gene Ontology annotation, molecular function: heme binding; monooxygenase activity; iron ion binding. The record is from RefSeq and is a predicted model, not a curated record. Bases 1 to 1587 code for a protein of 528 amino acids.